CGGUGCUGGGACCAUAACAACAAAGGAGCUGGGGACUGUGAUGAGGUCUCUUGGGUAGACCCCCACUGAAGCAGAGCUACAGGACAUGAUUAAUGAAGUAGAUGCAGACGGUAAUGGCACAACUGAGUUCCCUGAACUUUUGACAAUGAUGGCCAGAAAAAUGAAAGAUGCAGACAGUGAAGAGGAAAUCAGAGAAGCAUGCCGCGUGUUUGAUAAGGACGGCAAUGGCUACGUUAGCGCCGCAGAGCUUCGCCACGGGGUGACAAACCUUGGAGAGAAGCUGACAGAUGCAGAGGUUGACGACAUGAUCGGGGAAGCAGAUAUUGAUGGUGACGGGGCGGGCAAACUAUGA
Chionomys nivalis (European snow vole) is the source of this 352-nucleotide messenger RNA. Its product is annotated as calmodulin-A-like. Lineage: Eukaryota; Metazoa; Chordata; Mammalia; Rodentia; Cricetidae. Gene Ontology annotation, molecular function: calcium ion binding. The coding region runs from base 86 to 352 and encodes 88 amino acids. The record is from RefSeq and is a predicted model, not a curated record. The transcript has a single exon.